Salvia hispanica is the source of this 2385-nucleotide messenger RNA. It is a transcript of the gene NIK2, whose product is annotated as NSP-interacting kinase 2. The record is from RefSeq and is a predicted model, not a curated record. Lineage: Eukaryota; Viridiplantae; Streptophyta; Magnoliopsida; Lamiales; Lamiaceae. Gene Ontology annotation, molecular function: ATP binding; protein kinase activity; protein binding. Gene Ontology annotation, biological process: protein phosphorylation.
UUUGUUACAAAACCUCAGCUUUUCUUUUUCUUGGAAAAUCUGACAAUCUGUGAAACAAGUGCUGCUGCAUUAGUAUUAGUAGUAACUAGUAUGGCAAGCUUCAAAGCUAGUACUAUUCUCAUGUGAUGCAUCUGAUACAUGUUUACCACCACCAAGUUUCUAGUUUUUGGCAUUUUUUUUGGAUGAUUUCUUCAAACUAACAAGAAACUGAAAAUUCCCUUCACAAAUUACUAUUUUCCUUUGUUUCUAUUCAGACAAAAACAGCCUCAUAUCCUUUUUUUUGCAAUCUGAAUUCCAAAUUUCCUCAAUGGAAAAAACUGUUUUCUUGUUUCUGGCUUUCUUCUGUUUCUGGUCUUCUUCCAUUGCUAUGCUCACACCAAAUGGUGUCAACUUAGAAGUGGUGGCUUUGAUGGAUAUAAAGAAGUCUCUGGUUGAUCCUCAUGGAGUUCUGAACUGGGAUGAGAAUGCUGCUGAUCCAUGUGCCUUUUCUAUGGUUAGCUGUCUUCAAAAUAGUGUUGUCUUACUAGCAAUACCCAGCCAAAGUUUGUCAGGGAAAAUAUCAAGAAGUAUUGGGAACUUGACACACCUCACAAGUCUGCUGUUGCAGGGCAAUAACAUAACUGGGGAAAUACCUCCUGAGUUGGGAGAGCUCCCUAAGCUUCAACAGCUUGAUCUCUCAGAUAAUUUGCUCACAGGAGAGAUACCUCCUUCUUUAUCUCACCUAAGAAGCCUUGGAUACAUGAGGUUGAGCAAUAACAGUCUGACUGGAACUAUUCCUCAGGAAUUGGGAAACAUGACACAGCUGAAAUUUUUGGAUUUGUCAUUCAAUAAUUUGAGUGGGCCAGUGCCAAAACUUCUUGCAACAACAUUCAAUGUUCUGGGAAAUCCUAUGAUAUGUGCAACUGGCAAGGAGCCAGACUGCAAUGUCAGUGUACCAAUGCCUCUCUCUUUCUCUCAGAUUCCUCAGCCAUCAUCAUCGAGCUCGGAUAGCCACAGAGUCGCGCUCGCCCUUGGCUCGAGCCUUGGCUGCAUCUGCCUACUGGUUCUUGGAUUUGGCUUCCUGCUGUGGUGGAGGCACAAGCACAACAAGCAGAUAUUCUUUGAUUUUCAUGAACAACAUGAAGAAGUGUGCCUAGGCAACCUAAAAAGGUUCCAAUUUAGAGAGCUCCAAUCUGCAACACACAACUUCAGCAGCAAACACUUGAUAGGGAAAGGCGGUUUUGGCAACGUCUACAAGGGGUGCCUCCCCGAUGGCUCAGUCGUGGCUGUGAAGAGGCUCAACGAUGGCAACAACAGAGGCGGAGAGAUCCAGUUCCAGACAGAGGUGGAGAUGAUCAGCCUAGCUGUCCACAGGCACCUCCUCCGCCUCUACGGGUUCUGUAUCACCCCAACGGAGAGGCUCCUCGUCUAUCCCUACAUGUCCAAUGGAAGCGUAGCUUCGCGCCUCAAAGGGAAACCAUCAUUGGAUUGGAGUACAAGAAAAAGGAUAGCUUUGGGGGCAGCAAGGGGUUUGCUAUACCUUCACGAGCAAUGUGAUCCGAAGAUCAUUCACAGAGACGUCAAGGCGGCUAACAUACUACUUGAUGACUACUUUGAGGCAGUGGUGGGUGAUUUCGGGCUAGCAAAGCUUCUUGAUCACCGCGAUUCACACGUUACCACAGCUGUCCGUGGCACAGUCGGGCACAUAGCACCGGAGUACUUGUCCACAGGCCAGUCCUCUGACAAAACAGAUGUUUUCGGAUUCGGGAUUCUUCUGCUAGAACUCAUCACUGGCCAGAGGGCACUUGAAUUUGGCAAAGCAGCAAACCAGAAAGGAGCCAUGCUUGAUUGGGUGAAGAAGAUCCAUCAAGAAAAGAAGCUAGACAUGCUAGUGGACAAGGAUCUGAAGAGCAACUACGACCGGAUUGAGCUGGAGGAGAUGGUGCAGGUGGCCUUGCUGUGCACCCAAUACCUCCCCUUGCAUAGGCCGAAGAUGUCGGAAGUGGUGAGGAUGCUUGAAGGAGAUGGGCUGGCAGAGAAAUGGGAGGCGUCGCAGAGAGCAGAGACAACUAGGUGCAGGGCUAAUGACUUCUCAGCUUCCCAGAGAUACUCUGAUCUUACCGAUGAUUCAUCGAUACUGGUUCAGGCAAUGGAGCUCUCUGGACCUAGAUGAUGAUGGAUCCUAUUCUACAAUAACACCAAAAUUUUGCAGGCCAAACAAAAUCAAUCAAGGAGAGUGGCUUUUCUUCGAGUUUUGGAGGUUGCAAGUUGUAAAAAUAAUGUUAUAAGGAAGCCCAGUUUAUCUAUAUGAGAGGGUCUGAUAUUUAAUUUCCCUAAUGUACAUUCGACCCCUUUCUCAACUAUAUACUGUGUGAGUAGAGUUGGAUCAUAUACUCUUCUGUUCCA